UGCUGUGGGGACCCCAGCUAGCAAGUUUAGUUUUGUGUUGUGAAUGUUGAGUGGGUUUUGCCGGUUAUCAGUUUUUGUCUCAGUCGUGUUUUGUCGUCAUUUCUGUGUUAUCUCUUAUCUGGUCAUCAAUUUAUGGAAGCAAUCUGGUUUGUUUUGCAGGUUUGUCAAACGAUGCUUAUCGUCUAUGAGCUACAGUGACUUCAAAAACAAAGACAAUGCAUCUAAACGGCGACUCCAUGGAGUCUUCAGUGGAAAAUCAUGAAAUGCUGGAGGCAGAAAGCCGUGGGGUCGCUGGGAGACUGGCGGACCUCGAACGCAAAGUUCUUGAACAAUCCGAUGAAUUAAUGUGUUUAAAAGCGACCCUAGCCGAAGCCCUCCGUCGUGUCAGUCAAUUAGAAGGUACAAAAAUAAACCAUCAGGCCGUGUCGUCACCUCUUCGCAACGGUAGUACUAAAGACGUCGUCCGUUUGCGUUCCCAUAAUUACGCCAACAAAACCACAUCCUUGGAGGUGAGCCGCAGGAGUUACGGCUCGUCUUUACCACAGAGAAGAGCAGUGCAUUAUCAAUCAACCGGCAGUCUGCAUAGUGACAGUCAUAGUUCGAGUAGUGUUUCACCAGUGCCGUCACCGUCACCGAGAGCGACUCCACUCCCCGCUGUCAAAAAACCCCCAUCCAAUAGUCCCAGUCCGGUGGGAAAUGGGAACCUCCACAAGAGGUGGAGCUCGACGGGGGAUUUUCACCAAAAUAACGCCAUCUCGCCCUCUGGGAUGCACUCAAAGUUUUCUGCAAAAUCUUUUUUAAACCUUUACAAUACAAGGGCUAACAGUUAUCCCGCACAAAAUUACAAGCAUGGGACAAAGGAAACAACGUUUAAUGAAGACGAAAAAACCGUCAAAAUGUACCUUCGAGGCCGUCCCAUUAUCUUAUACGUCCCAUCCGAAUUAUGCGAUAGCUACGAAAUUACCAAAGUAUCAACAGCACCUUCUCAAAAACUGAAAUUGGAUUGGGUUUAUGGGUAUCGAGGACGGGAUUGUCGCUCAAAUUUGUACUAUCUACCAACUGGCGAAAUGGUAUAUUUUGUGGCAGCAGUGGUCGUAUUGUACAACGUGGAGGAACAGAGUCAGAGACAUUAUUUGGGUCACACUGAUGAUGUUAAAAGUCUGGCAAUUCACCCGAAUAAAAUGCUGGUUGCUACUGGACAGUGCGCGGGGGCAGACCGCCGAGAUGCGAGGCCCCACAUCCGCGUCUGGAACUCCGUUUCCCUCCACACUCAAGCCAUAAUCGGCAUGAAUGACUUCGACGUGUCCGUUUGUUGUCUGUCAUUCAGCAAAGCAGACGGGGGGUCCCUUCUCCUCGCCGUGGACGAGGCCCCCGAUCACAUUAUUUCAAUAUGGGAUUGGCAAAAGGGCGACAAUGGAUACAAAAUCACGGAAACGAAGUGUUCAGUUGACACCAUUGUUGCCGCUGAAUUCCAUCCGCUAGACCGGAACAUUAUUGUGACUUGUGGCAAGUCGCACAUUGCGUUCUGGUCGCUGGACGUCGGUGGUACUCUCUACAAAAGAAUGGGGAUUUUCGAGACACGUGAUAAGCCGAAAUAUGUCACGUGUGUGGCGUUUCUGCAGACGGGGGAAACGAUGACCGGGGAUUCGAACGGAAAUUUGGAAAUCUGGGGCAGGGGUACCAACACGAUUUGGAAAUUUAUCAAGAAUGUGCACGAAGGCCCGAUUUUCUCCAUUUGUGUUCUAAAGGAUGGAAGUGUGGUCACUGGUGGUGGAAAAGACGGUCGGAUUGUGCUCUUCGAUCCGAGUUUACAGAAAGUGGGAGAAACACAGAUCGAGGGUCAUUUUGGGGGAAUUCGGGUCGUGUCUGAAGGAUGCGGCUCACAACUCAUUGUAGGUACUACCAGAAACUGUAUUUUGACAGGAACAGUCGAAUUGGGUUUUCAACCAAUCAUUUUGGGCCACACUGAUGAACUUGUGGCUCUUGCGUCGCACCCAAGUGUCCAACAAUUCGCAACUUCGGGUUAUGACAAAGUUUUGCAAGUGUGGGAUGCUCUCUCGCAUAGCAUUCUCUGGAGCAAAGAUAUUGGGGAACAAGCUCAAAGUUUGGCCUUUUCGGUCGAUGGUACGACGGUUAUAGUUGGGUGUGUCACUGGGAGAUGGAUGAUUUUCGACGUACAAACCCGGGAAAUUCUGGAAAGUCACACUGAUGGUGCUGAACCCAUACAAGUGAUCCAGUGUUCGCCUGAUGGUAAUAUGGUCGCCUUAGGGUCACGUGAUAACAAUAUUUAUAUCUACCAAGUGUCCGAAGAUGGACAAAAAUACAACAGAGUGGGGCGGUGUAUGGGACAUUCGAGUUUUGUUACUCACAUUGAUUGGUCGACUGACAAUCAAACGCUUAGAACUAAUUCAGGCGAUUAUGAACUUUUGUAUUGGAAUGCUACCACUUGUCGCCAAAUACCUCAAACAGGGGUCAUGCGUGACGUGGAUUGGGCCACCAAUAAUUGUACCAUAACGUUUAGUACCAUAGGAAUUUGGCCGGAGAAUGCUGAUGGUACUGAUGUGAAUUUCUGUGAUCGUAGUCAUGAUAGGAAAUUAUUAGCAAGUGCUGAUGAUUUUGGUAAAGUAAAAUUAUACAGUUAUCCGGCUUCUCAACCUCGGUCGUUGUGUCACACUUAUGGGGGUCAUAGCAGUCACGUAAUGGCCGUAAACUUCUUACACGAUGAUACGAGAUUAGUGUCAAUAGGAGGCAAAGACACUGCUGUUUUGCAAUGGACGAUAUCUUAAGAUCCCUCCAAGAGUAUUAUGAUGCCUUACUCAAACGAGCUGUCAUUUAUUUUAAUUAUUUAUUGUUAAUUAUGCGAGUGAGAGGAGUUGGUGACCGGCAUACUUAACUUAAGAGGCCUUAUGUAACAGCUAAUUCAUUCCAAGCUUUUCAAGUGCAAGUUUAUCACAAAACUUACGACUUCACGAGUAGAAUUUCUUUAUAAAUCAAGUGCCACGAACUGUCUUGUUUAGGUGUUUUACCUACAAUUUUGUUAUUUAAGUUAGUUGUACACAAUUAUAUGUGUGAUGAUGAAUAAACUGGAUAAGUAAA
Messenger RNA from Tribolium madens (black flour beetle), 3096 nucleotides. Its product is annotated as echinoderm microtubule-associated protein-like 2. Gene Ontology annotation, biological process: microtubule cytoskeleton organization. Gene Ontology annotation, molecular function: microtubule binding. Lineage: Eukaryota; Metazoa; Arthropoda; Insecta; Coleoptera; Tenebrionidae. Gene Ontology annotation, cellular component: mitotic spindle. The transcript is spliced from 11 exons. Bases 216 to 2786 code for a protein of 856 amino acids. The record is from RefSeq and is a predicted model, not a curated record.